This is a messenger RNA of Malurus melanocephalus (red-backed fairy wren), 1023 nucleotides long. It is a transcript of the gene CMSS1, whose product is annotated as cms1 ribosomal small subunit homolog. The transcript has 10 exons. Bases 23 to 871 code for a protein of 282 amino acids. Lineage: Eukaryota; Metazoa; Chordata; Aves; Passeriformes; Maluridae. The record is from RefSeq and is a predicted model, not a curated record. Gene Ontology annotation, cellular component: 90S preribosome; nucleus.
CGGUGGCGGUGGCGGUGGUGGCAUGGGGGACACGCUGGAGGAGCCGUGGUGGGACACCGAGCCCGGCCCGGGCGGCACUCCAGAUCCUUCAGAUGAUGAAGCUAUUGUAAAACCAAGUGAUAAAGGGACAGCAACACGUCAAGAUUCAGAUUCCAAACCUGCUGUGCAAAAGAAAAGAAAGCAGCCUACAGAGUGUUUUCUGAGUCAGUCUGAAGAAAAGCAGGAGAGCACUGUUAAGGCAAAGAGGAGGAAGAAGAAGAAAAUUUCUGAUGUUCUGCAAAAAUCUGCUCCAAAGCCUGCUGUCCCUGCAGAUCUACAAAAUCUGCUUACUCAGCAUUUUGGUGAAAACCGUUCCKUGAUUGAACUAGAGGAAUUAAAGCUGUCAGAUGCCUGUUUUUUGCCAGCCAAUGAUCUGACCCACAGUUUUUCUUCAUACCUGAAGGAAAUCUGUCCAAAGUGGGCAAAGCUCCGGAGGAACCACAAGGAGAAGAAGUCGUUGGUGAUGCUGGUCCUGUGCAGUUCUGCCCUUCGCUCCUUGGAGCUCAUCAAGUCAAUGACAGCCUUUAAAGGAGAUUGCAGAGUCCUCAAGUUGUUUGCAAAGCACAUAAAGAUAAAGGAACAGAUGAAUAUGUUGGAGAAAGGUGUGUUCCACAUUGGUGUUGGGACUCCUGGGAGAGUAAAAGCCCUAGUAGAGCAAGAUGCCCUGUGCUUGACCUCCACMAAAUAUAUGAUUCUGGAUUGGAAUUGGAGAGAUCAGAAACUAAGGAGAAUGAUGGACAUCCCUGAGAUAAAGAAAGAAAUGAUUGACCUGCUGGAGAAGAGUAUUAUAAAGCUGUGCAGAGAUGGAUCUGUGAAGCUGGGACUCUUUUAAUGAGUUUACCAACAAAGAAGUAAUUUGAAACKGCAUUUUACUAUUAUCCUGUCUGCAACUGAAUUCUGACUUUUCAGAGGUCUCUCAGUACAGAAUGCACAUUGCAACUUUAUUUGAAUUUUCUUUUAAUAAAAAAMCAGAAAUUUUUCGUA